UUCGCUCAAGGCAAGCGCUUGCGUCCCAGUUGUCGACCUUAAUUAAACUGCUGAGGACGAGGAUUCUUAUCAGAGAAUCCUCGAGAAAAGGCAUGGCUGUUAUGGCUGAACUAGCGAGGAUCUUAGUGGCCUUGGCCCUGGCAGGACUUGGGGCUCGAGGACAAGUCGCAAGAACAAUUGAAGAUCGAGGAACUCUCUACAACAUGGUGUUCGGGUACGCCCUAACCACACCUGAUGACUAUGAAAGUGUCAUAACCUCCAGCGGAUGCGCAUGUCGACUUCGUUGCCUAACUCUGGCAAGCUGCCGCUCUGUGUCCCUGGUGCCCCUGGACGGAGACUCGGCCGGGAGAGUCGAGUGCCGCACGUCGGGCAAACCCAUCAGGCUGUUGAAGCUGAACGACAGGCCUCGUCUGGGCAAGACACCAGGGGCCGUGCAUUUCCUGGAGACAUAUGACGGACGCCAUAAUGACAUAGAAAUUGAUGGUUUUCGAUACGUGAAAAGUUCCAGCGAUAAGUGUUUUCAGCAGGCUACCGCUCUCAUAAACACGUGGGAUCGUUUCCAUGUCAUAGCAUCUGUAUUUGAACGGGAAAGGUAUAAAUCUCUUAAGGUCGGACUAUCUCACCAAGCUGGAGGACCUUUGGAAUGGCACAGAUUUGGACAAGUCUUCCCAUUCACUAACUACGAGCUAAACAUGACGGUGGUGGAUGACAGGAAGCCUGGCGAAUCGGUAACCUUUUACUUAGAAAAGGUUGAAAAUGAGUUCCUGCUCAUUGGUGACAACGAAAAUCUUCCCAACAAGACUCUUUGUAUGUUUAACCCUCUAAAUUUAGUAUGGAAGUGAAUUGAAAAGGAAUAACACACUCUCCCACUCACUCCUCGUUAAUCUGAAUGGAAAAGGCAAAAUUUGGGAAUUUGAUAUAAAAUUUCUUACAUGCUAAGAGUUCAAACGCCCUCAUGAUUAUGUUGAAGGGGUUACCUCAUCAAAUGAAUUCUAUAAAAGUUGUCCAUAAAAUAAUUGAUUUCUUUCUUGAUGCUCAUGUUGCCAUUUUUUACUGGAGAACAUAAAAUAUGAUAAUGUACAAUGAAAAUGCACAAUUUUGAUGAGCUAUGAUGUGAAUGCAUAACUAAAAAAAAAUUGCUCCUACUACUGUUUCUCUAAAUAAAAGGAGACAAAUUCCACUGUUCCAAUAUUAUA
This is a messenger RNA of Penaeus chinensis, 1196 nucleotides long. RefSeq lists its product as uncharacterized. NCBI's taxonomy places the organism in Eukaryota, Metazoa, Arthropoda, Malacostraca, Decapoda, Penaeidae. Bases 93 to 842 code for a protein of 249 amino acids. The record is from RefSeq and is a predicted model, not a curated record. The transcript is spliced from 4 exons.